CCGCCUCGGGACACCAGGUGCUGACCCCGCGGACCUGCCAUGAAACUACACUUGAAGCAAUGGAGACAAGGAAUGCUCUGCGGUAUAUUCGCUUGGGGUCUCCUCUUCCUGGUGAUCUUCCUGUACUUCACCGACAGCAACCCUGCCCAGCCCGCGCCCAGCUCCUUCUCCUUCCUGGAGACCAGGAGGCUGCUGCCGGCGCAGGGAAGGCAGCGGGCCAUCAUGGGCGCAUCCGAGGGCCUGCCCGAGGGCGCGGACGCUCGCCGCGGGCUGCCCCGCAGACACCCGUAUGGCCCCGUGCACGCGGGGCCGGGCGACCUGCGGGCGCGGGCCCCAGACGGCUUUGAAAAUGAAGGCGACUUCCUUUCGCCCCAGACGGGGAGAGCAUCGCAAAGCGCCUUCCCGCCGGAGGACGCCGCUCCCGGCCCGUCGGGGGGCCCGGAGGGGGCUCGGUCGGCGCGCCGGGCCCGGGGGCGGCGGGCGAAGCGAGGGGCCCGGAGGCCGAGCCGGAGCGCGGCGCCCGCGGUGGGCGAGGACGGGGAGCGGCUGUACUCGUCCACGUCCCGCGCGCUCCUGCGCCGGCUCUGGAAGGGCGACGCGUCGGCGCGGAUGCUGCACCCGCGCCUGCAGAAGGCCAUGGGCGCCUACCUGCGCGCCAACAAGCACGGCGUGCACUUCCGGGGGCGCCGGGCGGCCGGGCGGAGCCGCGCCGAGCUGCUGUGCGCCCUGCGGGGCCGCGUGCGGGUGCGCACCCUGGACGGCAGCGAGCCGCCCUUCUCGGCGCUCGGCUGGCGCGCGCUGGUCCCCGCCGUGCCGCUGGGCCGGCUGCUCCCGCGCGGCCUCCGGACCUGCGCCGUGGUCACGUCGGCCGGCGCCAUCCUCAACUCGUCCCUGGGCGAGGAGAUAGAUUCCCACGAUGCAGUUUUGAGAUUUAACUCUGCUCCUACACGUGGCUACGAGAAGGAUGUUGGAAAUAAAACCACCGUCCGCAUCAUUAAUUCCCAGAUUCUGACCAACCCCAGGCAUCACUUCAUUGACAGUUCGUUGUAUAAAGAUGUCAUCUUGGUGGCCUGGGACCCAGCUCCGUAUUCUGCAAAUCUCCACCUGUGGUACAAGAAGCCGGAUUACAACCUGUUCACCCCAUAUGUUCAGCACCGUCAGAGAAACCCAAACCAGCCGUUUUACAUUCUUCACCCCAAGUUUAUCUGGCAGCUUUGGGACAUCAUCCAGGAGAACACGAAGGAGAAGAUCCAGCCGAACCCGCCGUCCUCAGGCUUCCUUGGCAUCCUGCUCAUGAUGAGCCUGUGCGGCGAGGUGCACGUGUACGAGUACAUCCCGUCCGUGAGGCAGACGGACCUGUGCCACUACCACGAGCCCUACUACGACGCGGCCUGCACGCUGGGCGCCUACCACCCGCUGCUCUACGAGAAGCUGCUGGUGCAGCGGCUCAACACGGGCGCCCAGGGCGACCUGCACCACAAGGGCAAAGUCGUGCUGCCCGGGCUGCGGGCCGUGCGCUGCCCACCGGGAGCCUGAGGGGCUGGCCGGACUCCGAGUCCUGGAGAUGCUGGAAGGUGCCCCGGAGGUGGCGCGGCCUCCGGUCGCCAGCUGUGACUUCGUGGUGGCCACAGGGAUCCUUCCCUUUCUAAGCCAUUGAGUAUUUAAGACCGCUUUGAAUAUAGAAAUGGAACUCAAAGAAAUAAACUCAAGAAAGGUGCAAAAAACCUUUCGUAAAGAAUAGCUAGAAGAAAAGCAAAUGUAUAACAAAUGGGUAAAGAGCUCCAAAAUGUUAGUGUUCUCUUUACUAGGGCUGCUUUCAGCAGCAGGUGUCAGGGAUACACCUGAUAGGUGACACAGUUUGCACCUGGAAGCACCCAUGCUGAGGGACAGUACACGUCCCAUC
This is a messenger RNA of Kogia breviceps (pygmy sperm whale), 1903 nucleotides long. It is a transcript of the gene ST6GAL2, whose product is annotated as ST6 beta-galactoside alpha-2,6-sialyltransferase 2. The record is from RefSeq and is a predicted model, not a curated record. Gene Ontology annotation, molecular function: beta-galactoside alpha-2,6-sialyltransferase activity. Gene Ontology annotation, cellular component: Golgi apparatus. Gene Ontology annotation, biological process: carbohydrate metabolic process; sialylation. NCBI's taxonomy places the organism in Eukaryota, Metazoa, Chordata, Mammalia, Artiodactyla, Physeteridae.